This is a messenger RNA of Paramuricea clavata, 10050 nucleotides long. The record is from the annotation of a GenBank genome assembly. NCBI's taxonomy places the organism in Eukaryota, Metazoa, Cnidaria, Anthozoa, Malacalcyonacea, Plexauridae.
ACACGAAAUUCUGUUGGGUUUUGGAGAAGAAAAGUACAUAAAUAUGGCAGUCUGUGGUCUUCAAAAGAUAUUAGGGGAAUUCUCUGUGGUUGUUUUAAUCCUUGGACUAUUGUUAGGGAACGUUUCUGCUUUAUAUAAUGAUAAUUCGGAGCCAGACACUCACAUUGCGAGUAUAAACGUUACUGUGUGUAAACUAGAUGGCUCUAGUUGCAUUUCACACAUCAGAGAAGCAACAUAUGGUUCUAGCAGUUCUCACAGAAAAGUCGAAGGAUAUUUAGUACAUGCUAGUACAAAAAACGGUUGUCAGAAAUUUGAUUUCCCGGUGAAGAAGAGUCCUUGGAUUGCUUUGAUACAACGGGGUAGUUGUUAUUUUACAUCGAAGAUUCAAAACGCCGAGAACCACAAUGCGAGCGGUGUCGUUAUAUACAGCGAUAAGCCAGGCCCUGAUUUUAAAAUGGAACAUCAAAAUAACCCCGAUCUCGUCGCUGUUAGCAUUUCUUAUGACUUUGGGAAUAAAAUCACAUCAGAAAUCGAUAAUUCUAGUGUGUAUGUGAAGAUUUCUUUCGACAGAACGAUCGAAGGUCGUAAAAUUAAUACAAUCUCUGUGUUGUUUGUGUCGGUAUCGUUCAUCGUUCUCAUGGUCAUCUCAUUGGCUUGGCUUGUCUUUUACUAUGUUCAGAGAUUCCGAUUUUUGUAUGCCAGAGAUAAAACAGAGGUAAGGAAGUAUCGUGUGUUAAACCAAACAAAAGCAAAUGUGUUUUAGUAUGAAGAAAUAUGGCUUUUCAGCGUUUAAUAAAUGAUCUAUUGUAUUCUGUACAAGAAUUAAUGUGUUGCCAUGAGUAUUGUUUAUAGUUUCAAGUUAUUUGAGUAGAAAGCCAGGGAUAUGUUGUGGAAUCCAUAUACAUUGAAAAGUAAAACAAUUUAUAGUAAUAGCUUGUUUUUUUUAUUUAUAUGUUGUAUGUUUCGCAUAUUUGUGAAUGCUUGACUGCUUUGAUGACUAUUAUAGAAGUUACUCGACUCAUAACUGCGGGGGGAUCUUCUCUUUCUAGCUUUAUAUCCUCGCUUUUCUUACUCGAACUUAUGGUUAAAAUUAGUCGAUAGAUACUAUCUAGUGAUAUGUGGCCAUAAACUUAAAUGCUGCUGUUUCAAGAUGAUUUUCUAUUUUUCUUUCGACAUCGAAAAUGGUUCUACUGUGAUUUUUAAUCGUAUUAUACUUAUAUAUCAUUAUAUUAUGAAAAUGUUCUUUCAAAGUCACCUUCAAAUAUUUGAAAAUUGCAGUCCAGACAGCCUACGUGUUUAGUUACACGGAAUUUUGAGCAUCUUAGUUCAGCAGAACAGACAGUGGACUUUGCCUGGAUGGCCAAAAUUGGCCCCGUUCGGUCUUACAUUUAUUUAGGUUUUUGCUUGAUAGUUCCUUCCACUAUAAAACAGUGGAAUAUGUGAUGCUUUGUGAUCUUGUGAUGCUUGCUUUUAAUUGAUUAAGAAUGUAUCAAUUUACACAUUUCCUGUGUUCUCACCACUAAUGGAUCAUUCUUAUUUUCCCCUUGGGGAUAUUACUGUGUAUUUAACAAUUAUUCAUUGAAGUAAGGUGAAUAUCCUUGCACUAUUGAGGAAUGAGGUGAAUAAUUGUUUCGCUAUAUACCAUAACAAAAUAAAAAUGACCAAAAAUAACAAAACCAUAUUUACAAGCUAUUUCUAAUUUGUACUAUUUACAACAUGAGCGGCCGUGUUGUAUCGGAUAUACAAACUCGAGCCAAAGGCGAGAGUUUGUAUAUCCGAUACAACACGGACGUGAAUGUUGUAAAUGACUUAAAAAACGACUCAUCUUAUGAGUUCAUUGCCGAAGUAAUUUUAAAAAUAAAUGUUGUCUAAGCCGAAAAAAUCAAAGUUAAAGUUUAUGUAAAUCAACAUGAAUCUGUAUCACAUAUACAGAUACGACACGCUUAUGAUUUUUCUUUGUGUUUUCUUCAUGAAUUAUUAAUGAGUUUUUUAAUAUUAAUUAGAAAUAGCUUUAAACCUCUACACACUGUUUGUAACCAGAAUGAAAUGGGAAGACAUUUUGUUUUGGUCUGGAGGUGAAUACUGCAAGGUAUCCAGAGUUGAGCGACCAAUCAAAUUGCACAAAAAGCAUUUUUAUAUAUCAAUAGUCAAAGUCGCAUUUUUCUAGUGUUUUAUUGGUUGAGAGCAUAUCACGUGAGAGUGACGAAAUUAGGCUGUCUCCCGCGCAAAAGCGCGAGAGGGAGAUAAUACGUUAUCGACCGGCGAAUAACAAAAAAAUCAUGUGCGCCAUCACAUGAAGAUGCGACCUUUGGACAUGCCUAGUACGUAAUUAAAACUUUCGCUUUAAGUAACUGCAGUGUAGCCAGUGUUUAAUAUCACGUUUUAACAAUAAAAUAUUUCAUGUAUUUACGUUCAUUUGUUCUUUAAUUUGUUGUUUCUUUGACUAUUGAUAUAUAAUAAAACACGUAUUUACUGAGACCUCGGGAAAGCAGUUUGUUUUGUGGACCCGAGACCGUCGAUGUUUGGAAACAUCGACGGUCUCGGGUCCACAAAACACACUGUUUCCCUCGGUCUCAGUAAAUAAGUGAUAAUUAUCCACCUGGCGAGUGUGUGUUAAUUUAUGCUUAUAAUCUUAUAACUUAUUGUGGGACAUUUUAUCACCAUCCAAUUAAAAUACGGGGUGAUGCCAACAUGUUGAUUAGGAUGGCAAAAAGAGCAAAUACAAUGUAAAACCCAGUGUUAGUGCAAGAGAAUAAUCUUUAAAUUUAAUCAAGGGUGGGUAGAAGUAGUUGUAGUUCGCUACUGUAGCAAACUACAAUUUUCAAGUAGCCAGUAGUUUUGGACUACUUUUUUAAAACAGUGACUGUAGUUAUAGCGAACUACAUUUUGGUAAAUGUAGCCAAGUAGUUGACUACUUUUCAAGCAGCGAAUCGCUAUUCGCUACUUCUAAAAAAUUUUUCUGUGUAACUAGUGUAGUGUACUCAGGUGAAUAUGAUGCGUGUGAUGUUACUCUGAGUGCAUUAGAUUACAUUAAUAUUGAAGGAACUAGAUUCAGUUUCCAAAAUAUCACAUACUCAAACCGACCUGACCACAUAGCUCAGUUGGGAGAGCAUUGGGCUAGUAUUCCAAAGGUUGUAGGUUCAAUUCCCACCGUGGCCAGGCAUAUUUUUCAAGCUUGCCCGGUGUGGAUAUACACUCAGAGUAACAUCACAAGCAUCAACUUCUAAAAUUGUUAGCAACUUGAUAGAAUAGAAUCAUAUUAAGACACGAUUAAUUGCUUAAAAUCAGUACUCAAUAGUCAAUUUGCACAAAUAAAAUGUGCCGUGCAACUAUACAAGUGCCAUCACAUUUACUCGUAAGUUGAUUUGUUCUAGGUUACAUUACAGCCUGAGCUAGUAGAUGCUCCAAAUACAGUAAAACUAAAAAUAUAGCGUAGUGAAAUAGCGAAAUAGUUUGCUACAUUUUUAAGCAGUAGCUGUAGUCAGUAGCAAACUACCUUUGUUCAAAAGUAGCAGUGGUUGUAGCUGACUACAUAUUUUUGAAGUAGCUGUAGUUAUAGCGAACUACAAAAAUUUUGUAGUCAACCCACCCUUGAAUUUAAUGUUGUGGGAUGUUGAACCAGGAUCUUGGCUAGAUGGCUGUGUUGACAGUGUUACCUUGGCCAAAAAUGGAACAACACAGCAAAAUAAAAUAAAAUGAAUGCGGCGUUGUUAUUUAUUUAAAGCCUUGUAGGUUCAUAACUACAUACAACAGACCAUGACAGAAUCUUCCUUGUAAUUGUGUUUAUUUAGUUCUGGACCUUUCUGAAAAUCACUUUGUGAGAAAGCUUCCUGAAAAUUAAAAAAAGACUUUCCUCCUAUUUAUCUCAUAAGAAAGUUUGUAAAACCUACUUUGUUGAAUUGGUAAAAGUGAUCCAUGAUGUUUUUAUGUUUCGAUAUAGGUAAUGGGAACCAUAUGGUUUAAGAUGGCUUUAAAUGCCCCAAGCGUGGCUAACUGAUUUUAAUGUCAGAAAUUUAGAAACACUUCCAAAAUCUAAAUUCCUAGAGCUACCUGUAAGAUCCUGUGUUGAACAAAUAUCAAACUUGAACUGGGCUAUUUCCCUUCAUCAACUGCUGGUAUUCAAAUUUAUCUCAUUUUGUGAUAUAGAGACGGCUUACAACAGCUGCAAAGAAAGCCAUUGCAAAACUUAAUUCCCGAACUGUUAGCAAGAAGGUAAGUACUAACUACAGCAUCAAUUGGUAGAUAAACCUCACUACAGUACAUAUUAUGGGCUAGUUCAUAUUUAGUUUAGCUAUUUAUUUACUUUACAACUAUAUAAAAAUAUAAAAUGUUAUAUAAAAUAGUAACAAAAUUAUGGUUGGUGUUGUCAACAGGACAUGAAUCCCAUUGCUGCCUCAGACACUGCAUCAUUUUUUUUUACAUUAAGUAUUCUCAUGAAGUUUACAGGCACACAGAGAGUGUUGGAGUGUAUGCAUCAGAUUGCAUUUUUUUUAUGAUUGAAAUUAUUUUUCCUUCAGAAAACACAAAAAAUGCCCACUCUCCAGUGACCAAGUGUCCUUUGCCUUUGUGAAACAUGUUGUUCAGAUUGCAUUUUGUACGAUUGCAGCCCCCCCCGCCAACAUUUCGGGAAAAUUUUUCAUUCCAAAGAGCACCGAGCUGCCCCGGGAAGUCUUUUUUCCAUUUGCAAGUAUGAGAAAUAGCUCCAAUAAAUUUAAAGAGAUGGUCAAGUCUGUUGAGCAAAUCUGCAGUUUGUUUACAUAUUGAAGACACUAUAUUUAUAAAAUAUAAUGCACUUAACUAAUAUUUAACAGCGUUUUGGUUUGCUAUGCUUUUAAGUGAAUGUGGAUUAGUGUUUCAAUUCAAAAUAACACAAAAUGUGGGUAUUAGUUUGACUAAAUCCUGUAAAAAGCAUAACGAAAAAAGAUGAGAAAUUAUCUCCAGGCUCCUCGUACAUAUAUCUCAUUGCUCUCUGCGUGCCUGUGAAUACAAUACUUCAUGUAAACAUUUUGUCUGGCUAGCGCUAUCCAUUUGAAGACAAACCUUGAAACAUAACAGAACAACACAGAAUUAUUAAAACAAGGACAAUAAACUACAGUAUUUAAAAGUUAUUGAAAAAUGACGAACAAUAUAAGAUUGGCAUAAUUGCUACCAAUAUCAUCUGUGCUCAGCACUUGUAAAUAGGUAGACCCAGCAUGGAUCUUUUAAGCAUAUAUGCCAUUUUCACCCACUAUUUUCAUCUGUGGCAAAAAUUAAUUUAGACUUUUAAAAUAAUUUUAAUACAACCAGUCUUGGGUAUUGGUGAUCAAACCACACACAUUGUUAAAGACUCAAUGCGAGUAUGUGGGAGAAUGAUUUAGAAUGGAUUGUAGGACUCAUUAAAUUAUUCUUCAUUUAAAACCAGGAUGAAGAAGAUGGAAUAUCGAACAAUUCUUGUGCAGUCUGUUUGGAGGAAUACAAAUCUGGCGAAACACUUCGUACACUUCCUUGCAAGUAUGUAUUACCAUAAAUUAACAAAAGCCAAGUUAAUUGUGUGGAGAAUUUUAUUUGAAAAGUGUGUGGAGAAGUGAAUCACCAUAACAAGUGACUCCAAAUGUAUGAUAUACAGUAGCUUACUUUUCAAGUCGAAACGUGUUUAAAAAGAAACUGAAUGCCAAAGUUGACUUACUGUAUUUAUUGCCAUUAACACACUGAACACCAGCACUCUCUUCUUGAUGGGUAAACAGUGGCGUAGCAAACUCGAUAAUUGGGGGGGGCACAUAUUCAUAUAUUCGUGUUCUGCCUUAUUAAUUUCUUUUGAAAUCAAUUGUUUUUAAGGUCAGUGAACACGAAUAUAUGAAUAUGUGCCCCCCCAAUUAUCGAGUUUGCUACGCCACUGUGGGUAAAACUGUCUGGCCUUGUGAAAUAAUAAAAUAGGGCAUCUUGGUAAAUGAAAACUAGUUUCAUAUUAAUCUGACACUGCAAUCGAGCAACGAAAAAUUCGUUGGCUCGAGCGGGAUUUGAACUCGCAUCUUCGGGUAUCUAGACCGCCGCUCUACCUAUUGAGCUAUCGAGUCAACAGGGAUUGGUAGCGAGUCUUAUCCAAUUUAAGUGCACGAAUGAGUUUAAACCAUUAUAGUGAUGAAGAAAGCAGUGCUGAUUUUCUUUGUGUUUUGCUCAUGAAUUAAUUACAACACACAUGUACAUUAACGACAUGAUGCAAUUUAUAUUUAUAGCCACGAGUUCCACAAGCAUUGUGUAGAUCCAUGGUUAAUUGAGCACAGAACAUGUCCCAUGUGCAAGACUAAUAUUUUGAAAGAAUUGGGAAUGGUAAGUAAAUGGUAGUGAUCUUUCAUGCUCAUUCUUUUUUGGAAUAUGUUAAUUUGUACACUGUACAGUAUUUUGCAAAAUAACUAUGCACUGAUAUCAAAGUAUAAAUUAAACCUUUGUUGAAAUGACCAUGCACUGAGAUCAAAGUAUAUAACAUUUAAUGUGCUAAUUUCAUUCAUCUGAAGUGUUCUCACAGUAAAACAUAAAAGUUUUAUCAGCUAGCUUCUGGUUUCAUCAACUAAUGCAUUAUGGUUUAUACUAUUGUUUAGUUACAACCAGAAGACGAAAGACUAUCUUCUCAAGAGAAUGAUGUAACUGUGUCUAUUACCCCUAAUGAUCAUAAUAGUGCUUUGCAUAAUGGUGGCUUGGCGGAAGAGCUUGGUGGUGUGCCCAGAGGACAGGUUAAUCAAGGUAUUCUUUCACUUUAUUACGGAAGUUAAUGAGUGUAAAGCCGGUUUUCCACUUCGCCCGUAUCGUAGCGAAACGUACUGGUGAGCAUGCGCAGAUUGAAAAAAGGUUUAUAAAUCCACGUACUUCCGGGUGUAUUCGCGUAUAAUAAAAAGUUCGUCGCAAGUCAACUUUUUGGCGUACUACGAAAGUACUAACCAAUCAACAUUCACGAAAUUUUGAAAUUUAAAAACUUUUUGAUACGUUUCGGUACCGUACGCUUGAAGUGGAAAACCGGCUUAAGUCAUGGCCAUACCUAGACAGUUCCAAGACGGCUUUGAACAGUGACAUGUUGACUGCAAAUUGAACUGCCACCAUAAACUACCAACUUUAACCCCCCUCCAAAUGUAGACCCCAGGGUUUUUUUCAGGAUUUUCUCUUGGGUCCGUUUUUGCAGAGAAGAUUGAGUUUAGCUGAACAGCUGGGGUGGCUGCACCCCCCCCCCCCCCUCCUACGGGGAGCUGACACCUGUACUCAAUAAAUGUAGUUGAGACGGAAUGUGUUAAAGCAGGGGCACUAAGGGACACUAUAAACUGGUUAAAGAUGGCGAAUGCAUAGUUUUUCUUGUGUUGUGAGAUGAAUUCCAGCUAUAUUUUUACUGCACUGAAACUUUGGGGAGAAGAUUGAGUUUCAAAACUCAAUUCAAGAUUGAGUUUUUGGGGCCGUUUAACGGCCCUAAAAAAUCCCUGAAUAAAAAACCCUGAGACCCAUCAGCCAUAGGCGUAUUAUUGAACAAGGAAGGCGCUUUUAUUCGUACUUAUGAGGGAAGCCCUGGGUUGAUAGCUGACAGGUAUUACUCCUUUGGUGUGGUUGAGCACUCUGUGGGGUUAAUGAGUGUCUAUAUGGGUUGUGUUGCCCCAUUGCAACUAGAAGCAGAGCCAAUCAGUGCCAAGCCCUGCUUUGAGACAGAUCACAGUUAGUGAUUUGUUUUCAUUCUGCAGAUAUAGAUAAGGAUUGGGUAUUAUUUUGUUAGUAUAUAGAUAUAGACGUAAAAUGUGUGCGUAAUUUGUACAACGGCCUCUUGGAAAACAGCGUACUUCUAUUUGCUGAAGGGCUACCGUUGUUGUUUUAACAAGAAGCUCAUGAUGGCAAUAAGUGAUGAAAAUAAUCAUGCACAAUUAUUCUGUAUUAAAGCUACUUCAAGUGAAAGAGCAUGCAUUGCAGUUGCUCCAGUGGAAACCACGACAAGUUGUGAGUUGUCUUAUGUUAGAACUGACAAGACAAGGAAUACACCAGGAUCUGCUGUCUAAUGUCUCAUUGGUAGUGUUGUGUAAAUUAGUCAUCAUGGUAGUUCGAGCACAGGUUAACGUUUCAUUCAUGUAAAGGCACAAAGAAAUAAUAAUCCAUUAUAAAUUACCUAGAAAUAAUUUUUGACUCCAUUUGUAGGGGAUUGGUGGUUGAAACUGAAAUGUUUUUUUAAUUCCAAAUUUGAGAUUUGUGUGGAAAUGUUGCCAACAGAGUCAGUCUCUGGAAGAAUGUUGAUAAACAAGUUACUAAGUUGUAACGAUGUUUUUAAACAUGAAUACCUAUAUGGUUGUGCAAAUCAGCAUUAUUCCAUUCAAGUGGCAAAAAGUUGGGCCAACGUAAAUUGAGAGUCCUAAUAUUUUUCCACUGCUGGUUAUAGUAGGAAUUACAAGAUCAAACAGUUUCACGACCUGUUCCCGAAGCAAAAUGUGUAGAAAUCUCUUCAGGAUUACUGAAGCUAUUUUUGUAUGAAGUACUGCACGUUCAACUUAUGUAGGACUGGGUAAGAGUAAGUAAGACAUUUUACCAGUAGAGGUUAAUAGAUUCUCCCUGAAUUUGCUGGCAAUGAAAACUAGAACUUAUUUUAUUUACACCUUGGAUAAUAAUAUAGCGGUUAAUAAUCACGUGUAAAUUGAUUGUAUUUAGGUGGUCAGAAAUCAUUUAAUUGAUACAAUUGUUGUUAAAUGACGUCAUUAAAGCCAGGGGCUGGCCACUGGAUAGUGAUUUUUCAACUGUUGUCAAAAUGCCUCACAAUAAAUACAAAAAUAUUUUCACCAAACUUUCAUCUUGAUUAUUCAACAGUUAAUUUUAGCCAGUUUGAAACAAUCACUAUCCGUCGGAAAACGAUAUCCAAUUCAGAACAAUCUUUCUGCCUUCCAAAAUUAUUCCACAUUGUUUAGUUGUAUUAAGUAGAUAUAUAAUCACUUUUAAUCAACACUCUCUUUAUAUACUAUUGUGUAAAUAGAUCAAAUAAACUUUAAUUUUUUAAAUAAUCGAUUAUAAAGUAGCCACCGACAAUUUCAGAAAAUAGAGGAACAAAUUCUGAAGGCUGAAUAUAUCUUGAAAUUUAAGAUAUGAAUCUGGGAACGAGGUGAAUUUAAUGAAGACGAGUUUUGAAACUGUAAAUUCUGUCUGAUGAUGACUUUGAAAUAAAGUUUCAAAAACUUGUCUUUAUUUAAUUCAUUUCAAAUAUUCAGAAUUUGUUUUUUUCUCUUAGUCAUGUAGCCGUAGGUUAUUAGUCGAUCAUGUAGAUAUCCAAUGUUUCUUUAAUAUAAUUGUGUGUUUAAGAUCUGUCAACAUUACUCAGUUGUGUGUUAUAACAAGAUUAUAUCCUCGAGCUCGACUCUAUUAUUCGUUAUUUUCAAUUCACCAUCUUUAUCGUAAUUUAUUCAGAGCACGCGCAACUAUCGAAAUUUCUGUUCGUGAAUAAAAUUUAUAAAUUUCGAUGUGAACAAUGCGAGUUUAUUGAAAUACAGAGCCUGAAAUUGGCGGGGAAAAAUGUCGAACCAAAGUGAAAUUUGACAGGCAAGUAGUAGAGAGACAGGGUCUUCGCUCGAAACGUCGAAGUUCGGCUUUAUUUUUGAGGUCGUUGUAUCUCAGCUUUCUUGACCUACACUGGCAAAGACCGUUCGAGAUGCAAUAAGGCACAUUUACACCUGCAAUUUUUGCUGCGAUUUUAGAUGCGAUUAACUUCUGAUGGAUGUGAACGAGUGGAUGAGUUAUGGAUGUUCAGAUACAUAUACUGAACAUUCACAAUCACUCUACUCGUUCACAUCCAUUAGAAGAAAAUCGCACGUGCAAACGGGCCUUAUAGAGGAUUCAGAUUCAGGGGGCGUACAAACCAGGGGCACGUUCCCCGGUACAUCCCCCCCCCUCCCAAUUUUUUCAAAAAAUCAAAAGUGCCCUUUUUUGUGAUGAGAAGUCCUUUUUGUACUAAUGUCGCUGAAAAUACUAUAUUAACAUCAAAGGUGCCCUUUUUGUUUGGAAAUUUCCAUGUUUUUAAAACAAAUCUGGUCAAAAAUGUAAUUCGGUAUUGGUAUGACCGCAGAGUAU